UAGAACAGGUAUUAGAAGUGCGUUCGGUUGAUUCCAUAUCAAUGAAUCUACAAAGAAGGUUUGUGGGUUGGGACAAAUUUAUAACCGGAAUUCUUGGAAUUCAUUGGGGGUUUUUUAUUAGUGCUGAGUUAACUAUAGUGCAAAGUCGUAUCUCUUUGAUUCAUAAGAUCCAAAAAGUUUAUCGAUCCCAGGGGGUCCAGAUUCAUAAUCGGCAUAUUGAAAUUAUUGUACGUCAAAUAACAUCAAAAGUUUUAGUUUCAGAAGAUGGAAUGUCUAAUGUUUUUUUCGCCUGGAGAACUUAUUGAAUUGUUGCGGGCAGAACGGAUGGGGCGUGCUUUAGAAGAACCUAUUUAUUAUCGAGCCAUAUUAUUGGGAAUAACAAAAGUAUCUCUCCAUACUCAAAGUUUCAUAUCGGAAGCGAGUUUUCAAGAAACUGCUCGGGUUUUAGCAAAAGCAGCUCUCGGGGGGCGGAUCGAUUGGUUGAAAGGCUUGAAAGAGAAUGUUGUUUUGGGUGGGGUUAUACCGGCCGGGGACUGGAUUCAGAGCAUUAGUCCACCCCUCAAAACAAUAUAAUAACAGUUAUUUCCAAAAACAAAAAAACAAUCUAUUUAAGGCGGGGGUUCGAGAUAUUUUGUCUCCCCACAAAAAACUUUUUAAAUAGUUCCUUUCAAAAAAACUCCGCAAGAUAUCACAUAAUUG
This is a messenger RNA of Cuscuta europaea, 699 nucleotides long. The record is from the annotation of a GenBank genome assembly. Lineage: Eukaryota; Viridiplantae; Streptophyta; Magnoliopsida; Solanales; Convolvulaceae.